Molecule: messenger RNA, 927 nt
Organism: Heterobasidion irregulare TC 32-1
Lineage: Eukaryota; Fungi; Basidiomycota; Agaricomycetes; Russulales; Bondarzewiaceae
Product: lysosomal cystine transporter
Exons: 3
Coding region: 1-927 (308 amino acids)
Source: RefSeq, a predicted model, not a curated record
AUGUCCGCAAUCACGAAGAACCUGCCCUGGUUCGUCAGAGACCUCGGCGUCACCGUCGUCGGUGAAAAAUGUUACGUGUCAUUAGUGGAAAACCUGCACCUUGAGGAUGUGGAGUGUCUCAAGUACUCGCUAUCCAAGGGCCUCGGAAUAGGUAUCGUAGUCGGAGGGUCUAUUAUGAAAAUCCCCCAGCUCUUGCUUAUCCUCAAUGCCCGCUCUGUUCGCGGUCUCUCUCUCCCUGCUUACGUUCUGGAGACACUUGCCUACGCCAUCACUCUCGCAUACUCAUAUCGCAAUGGGUUCCCCUUCUCCACAUAUGGCGAAAAUCUCUUCCUCACCCUCCAGAACGUCGUCAUCACGCUCCUCAUCGUGUAUUAUCAAGCCGCUUACACCCCACACCGCGCCCUCACCACGAGUCAUCCACGACCCACGACGCGCCUUGUCUCCCUCUCCCUCGCUACACUCAUUGCUGGUAUCGCCUUGAUCGCAGCACCUCCCGCUCUCCUCGCUCUCCUUCAGCUCGCCACGCUCCCGCUCUCCCUCUUCUCCAAGCUUCCUCAGAUCGCCCAGAACCACCGUGCGCGCAGCACAGGCCAGCUCUCCGCCUUCGCCGUGCUCGCCCAAGUCGGUGGCUGUGCCGCGCGCCUCUUCACUACCGCCACCGAAGUCGGCGACAUCGUCGUCUCCGCCGGCUUCGCGCUCGCCCUACUCCUCAACCUCGUCCUCGGCAUGCAGAUGUACGCGUACUGGGGCAAGGACCUCCCAUCAGAGGCGCCCAUACGCCAGCCCUUCGAGGAGAAGACAUUAGAGAAGCCGACGAGUCGCGUCGACAUCGUCGUGCCGCCACAGUCGCCCGCUGCCCAUCAGACCGCGCACCUCCAGCCUCAACCCGCGUCAUACGGAAGGAAGUGGGCCCGGAAGGUGGAUUGA